This is a messenger RNA of Staurois parvus, 297 nucleotides long. Lineage: Eukaryota; Metazoa; Chordata; Amphibia; Anura; Ranidae. The record is from the annotation of a GenBank genome assembly.
AGUGUAGCCCCAGCAGCGCCACCUGUCAGUGCCCAUCAGUGCCUUGUGUCAGUGCUCAUCAGUGCCUCGUGCCAGUGCCCAUCAGUGCCACCCAUCAGUGCCAGUCAAUGCCACCUAUCAGUGCUAGUCAGUGCCGCCUAUCAGUGCCAGUCAGUGCCGCCUAUCAGUGCUGCCUUUCAGUGCCCAUCAGUGAUGCCUGUCAGUGUCCAUCAGUGCAACCUAUCAGUGCCCAUCACUGCAGCCUCAUUAGCGCAUAUCAGUGAAGGAGAAAAUUCACUUGUUUACAAAAUUUUAUAA